Durusdinium trenchii is the source of this 858-nucleotide messenger RNA. NCBI's taxonomy places the organism in Eukaryota, Dinophyceae, Suessiales, Symbiodiniaceae. The record is from the annotation of a GenBank genome assembly.
AUGUUGGCAGUCUCAAGAGUCUGCCAGGCUUGUCUCUAUUUCUUCCGUUUCUUUGCCCGCCCCUCUUCUUGGCCUUUGUUAGGUGGUGGCUUUGCUUCCUUUCGAAGGAACUUUGGUCCAUGGGGUGAGAGAGAUCUGGCUCAAUAUUCAGGGCUUUGGGUGGAGACGGAUGUUGUGACUGAGCAGCCUUUGUUUCAUGCCCCAUUUGCAGUUCAUAUCCAGUUGGGCGAUCCUUCUCGCUAUGAUCAUGGAGCAGCAUUUGCGAUUCCCUCAGGUCCUGCCGGAUCAACAUACUCAGUGUUUCUUCCCUUCGGGUGGUUCACGAAACAGCUCCGUUGGAGCUGCAGGGGAUGCACACUUGACACGGGGCGAAUCAAUGAUCUCUCUGUGUAUGCCCUUUACCAGGAAGGCCCGUUCAAGUUCAAGAUUCGUCAGAUUCGUGCUGUACGAGACUCUGAAGUGCCGGCUUUUGGGCAAGCCAAGACCCUCACUACUGCCAGCAACAUCUCGAGUAGUGUCCAGGAGAUUUCCCGGGUGGCAAUGGCUUCGGCUGAGCGCUAUCCUGUGAAUCUGGGAGGAGACGCUGCCUGGAUUUAUCGCAAAGCCUUCGACCACAUUUUGGCCGCCUAUGAAGGAGUGAGUUUUCCAAGUGAUGACAGGUACCCGGCUGUUGCGCAUGGCGAUUGGGCUGCAACAGCCAUGGGCAGCGACCAAGUUCCUCAGCUUUCCACCACUUCGCUGGAUAGAGACAUGGAGCAGCAACUCGCCCUGAACUCCGCAGGGCAGAAAAGCUUGAAAGGACUUGGCUUUAUUUUUGUGAUGCUUGUGGUUGGGAAUGCCCAAUCUUGCUGGUCUUGA